This is a messenger RNA of Gallus gallus (chicken), 15267 nucleotides long. It is a transcript of the gene UBE2E3, whose product is annotated as ubiquitin conjugating enzyme E2 E3. Lineage: Eukaryota; Metazoa; Chordata; Aves; Galliformes; Phasianidae. Gene Ontology annotation, cellular component: nucleus. The transcript has 4 exons. The record is from RefSeq and is a predicted model, not a curated record. Gene Ontology annotation, biological process: protein polyubiquitination. Bases 12214 to 12801 code for a protein of 195 amino acids. Gene Ontology annotation, molecular function: ubiquitin conjugating enzyme activity.
GACCUGGAUACAGAACUAGAGCGGAUAAGUAUUACAUUGCACGUUAACAAAAAAGAUUAUAGGCACACUGGAGGACAGAACUAGUGUAUUUGCCCAUAUCACUUUAGAUUCAAAGUGACCUUAAAUUACGUGCUACUGCAUGUAAGUUAAUAACGAGAACUGCAAGGCACAGCCCUUUGCCUAGGCACGGUGAGCUUUCACAAUCCGUGGGCAAAAAGGCUGGGUAAGGAGUGCUUCUUCAGAAAAGGUGUAGCAGGUCUGAGCAUCAUAUGCCUUCCAGGGAUGUACAAUACAAAGCCAGUGAACAGAAAUAAAUAGAACAGCAGUCACAGUAGGGGGAUAUAUUAAAGCAUCGGAGACGUGGUAUAUAAAGUCAUCCCAUUCAGUACAGCGCUAGUAAAGGCCAGCUGGAGUACCUUAUCCAGUUCUAAGUGCUACACUGCAAAGCGAUGUGGGCUAGCUGGAAGGAAUACAGAUCAGAGGAGAGAAAGAAUAAUCUUUGGAUUUGGAAGAAAGUUGCUGCCAAGGAAAUACGGCAGUUACUGCUAGUCCUGUCGGGUGGCUACGGAGAGCAACCUACAUUUCCAUGAGGAAGUUCUAGGAUAGAUGUUUGGAGUUCUGAGCUGUAAAGACAGCGGUAUGUGUAAGGAGGUGGUGGAUCUGUAUCACCAGAGGUUUUUAAGAAUAAAAGUUAGACAAAUUACUGUCAGGAGCUGGUUGGGUAUACAUGGUCCUGUGUAGAAGCAGGAAGUAGACUAGGUGACCACUUGAGGACUAGUUUAACCAAGCAGUCUGUAGUACCAGAUUGAAAUGAUAAUAAAAGGAGGCUCCUCAGGAAGUGAUUUUUUCCAUUAUUUAAAAACUCUACUUUAAUAAUGAGAGUUUUUUAGUAUAAUCACCCAGUGAAAAUAUAUAGGUUCUAUCCUUUCAAGUAACAGAAGUAAUGUCAAUUAUUUGAGGGGUCACUGGCAGUACACAGUUCUAGUCCUGUUGUCAAUUAAAAUCAAAAGCAAUUGUUGGUGUGUGUUUUUUGUGUUUUGGUUUUUUUCUUUUCACUUCAUUUUUAUUUUUGGCCUGAUCCUACUUUCCUUGCACAAGGUUGUUGCAUUCUGCUGAUAACUGGAAGUAAAUUAGGCACAUGUUGUGUGUUCUCCAGAGAUGUGUCACCCCUAUGAGAAACUAACAGUGCUGCUGUACAGUAGAUCUUAAUUUUAGCUAUGCCAUGUGCUGUGUGCUUGGAUUCUGUGGUUUUGUUAGCAGGCACGUCAGUACCUCUAACACAGAUAAACAAGGGCAAGGGACAUUUUUUUCCCUUCUAAGUAAUUAGCAGUAGGUAGGCAAGCCCUAAUGUGUCUGUGCACGUGCACAACGAAUAGAUCAAGUACAUCAGAAAACUGACCAAGACUCUGCAGUGGAUUCUAUCCCUAAGCACCCUCAGGAGUCAGGGCUCAGAAGAUUGUAGUGAAACUGUAAGCAGCCUGGCAGGUUUCCAGCUGAUGAGUUAAUGCUGCUAUAAACUUCAGUAGUUCCUCUCUGAGGCAUGCAGAAGGGUGCAGACACUGGGAAAGUAGCCAAGAAAGGCAAAGAGCAGACAGCGAAGCUAAAGGCCAGCCUCAAGGAUCCACAACACUAUUGUCUUGGAGGUGGUUUGCUCCCAUGCCAGAAACCUUCUCUGUCACUCCAGUGGAAGCACUGGGAAUCAGUAAACAAAUUAAGGUGCACAUUUAGUGCAGAAGUGGCCUGACUCGAUUGGCAUAGCUUGAGCAAAGGUAGCUGUGCUCCACACCCCUGCCACGGUUGUUAGUUGGCAGCACAUGGUGCUGCAGAAGGUGGUGGGUUCUCAGCCAUGCCAUGGUAGUUUACUGAGCUUAGAGCUGCAGCCCGGCAGUUUAGGUUUUAACUCGGGUUAGUGCUUCCAUCCCAAGCCUAGACAGGAGGCACUGAAGACCCGGUAAGUGAGUAGAGCAUCAGCAGGUCAGAUCCGUGGGGCAAAUGGAACACAAACAGCAAACAGCAAACAGAAACAUUUGGUUUUUCUUUUCUCUUGUAGAGAGAGCUAGCAGCAGAAAGCUAUUUUUUGUUUUCAGUUUAAGUGAAGCAUUCAGCUCAUAAAUAUUUUGUGCACAGUGAGUUUGGGAAAAAAAAAUAGGCAUUACAAUGGAUUAUAACUACGCAAUAGGAGAUCUGUUCAGCUGAUGAUGGUUCUUGCUGAGAAGCAGCAGCUUUUGUAGCAGACAAUGGGCAGCUAGAUUCCUCCCCAUGCACACGCACCUCUGGUAACAAACAAAGGAGUUGGCUGCUUAGCAGUGCCUGCCCAGGCUGGGUUCGCUUUAGCUGGCUUUUAUCCUCCUGGGGCCUCACCACCAGACUAGACUGAGUGCACCGCAGGCCUGGUGUGGGGAUGGUGGUUUGGCAUUGCGUGCCGUGGUGCAGUUGUUAUGCAUUGUGCUCAGCCUAACUUCUUGGGUAACCAAGGGUGUACCUGGGCCAACUGCGGUUCCACAGAUGUCAGAAGCUGUAGUGGGACAUCCCAGCUGUAGUAGCUCCUCCCUCAGCAGGCACCUAAGGGCCCCUUGAGCCAAACCCGCUAUACCAAAGCCCACCUAAACGGUUCUGUGUUCAGUUUUGAACUUCAGCAUCUUGGGAAAGAAAUGAGAUUCAGUUUAAUUUCUAGUCUAUAACGCAAAAGCAAGGAGAAUUCUUAAGAGACUAAAAUCUACUUGUAAUGAGCGCUGUAACAAACACUGUAUUCCCAUGGAAGCAAAUUUAAAUGAUCUAAGUUACCCGGUGCGACCUCCUGCAUAUUAAGCAUAGUCUGACUGAUUAAACAGACUUCUUAUGCCAAAAGAGGGAAAUAGUCUACCAACUAAAGUUCUACAAGCAUGAUUAAACAGUAAUCACAUCUGAGAGGGUGAUCUUCAUGUGGUGACCUGUUUGCAGAGCAGCCUGUGGCUGCACACGUGUUUGCUUGCCCGAAGCAGAUCCCUUGUAGGAAAGCAAGAUCCAUAAAGAUUUUAUAUGGUCAUGUAGUGCCGAGCUCCAUAGGGCUUCCUCUUCUAGCCCAGAGUGCUGGGGUGCCCAUAGUUAGGAAGCGUUGAAGUAGUAACCUUGUUGCCCCUUUUCCAAUUUUGGUUUGCUUUUGUUUGUGUAUGUGAAGUAUCAGAAAGCCGUAGUCACAGCUGGUGUACUUAAUUUCACCAGAGCAAACACACUGUAACUCCAGUUACUUAAAAGAGAAAAAAGGCACAAAAGUAAAAGGGACGUCACAAAAGCAGGACAGUAAGAGUGCAGUAAUUCAUUUGAUAAUAUACAGUACCUAACCUUAAACAGAUCGAUAUGUGGAGAGAUCAAUUACUUUUCAAAUACUAUGAAAGAAUAUUGUUUUUCCCCAAGUAUUUCAAUUGACUAUUUUUCAUAUGAAGAGUGCAGAGUAGCAUUUUCCUUUUUUUUUUUUUUUUUUUUUUUUUUGUCUUUUUUUUUUUGUCCUGGGAAUAGCAGAAAUGAAAUAAUUCCUUAUCAGCCAGAAGGCAAGCAGUUGAUACUGAACAACUGUUGGGGGCUGAGCACAGCAUGGUUCCCCUAGAUAUAAAGGGCAUGCUGGGCAAAGUUCCCAUAAAGUGGGUGUGCCUUACUGGAAAUUAGUGAAAAUGGGGGGCAGAGGUGGAGAAAGUAGAAAUGGGAGUUGUAUUAAUUGCAUACAUUUUUUGUCAUCACUUGAUUUUCUUUUGUAAAGCAAGCAAGCAGUGUAAGAAUAGGCCUGCAGUUUGACAUUGAUAAUUCUCAUCUGGGUAGAAGGAAUUGAGAACGAAUAUUUCUUACAAAUUACACAUUUGUCUUUUGUGUGAUUGUUUUAUGUGUUGCUUAAAAUGACAUAUGAAAGCUAGGAACAAUGAUUUGCUGAAUUUGGUCUGACACUGCGUUCCAUGCAGUGUUUUAAAGAUGGUGGAAAAGAGGAGCUGGUGCUGCAAGAAGCACCUGAAGGACACUUCGAGCUUUUCUGUGGAACUGUGAUACAGCACUGAAGUGGAGCAUAACCUGACUAUGUAAGGCUGCCUUUAGUAGUAGAUUCUUAAUGAAGGUAUUAAAAUGCUGAAGAAAAAAGGUGUUGCUUUGUGUGUAUGCAUUGUUUUUCUUUUUUUUUUCUGGAGACUGUGGCAGAUGAAUCUUUCCUAGCCUAGAUAUCAUAAGCCAAAAUCCACCUGUCCUCACACAUUCCUAGACUGUAUAUAGCAACCAGAAAAAUCUUUGGACUUGGGAUCCUGCUCAGAGGCUGUGUGAGGAUCCUGAUACAGGCUCCCUGGCUGCCUGCUGCUGUGGCUGUGGGCACAGUGCUGCUCCUGGUGCAGAGCUCUGGGCUGGGCUGCUGGGGAGGCAGCCUGAGUGCAGGGCUAUGUCAUGUGAAGGCAGAACGUGGCUCCUCAUCUUCUGGGGUUCCUUUGGCCAUUUGUAUCUCCUCCGAGUUGCUCCGUGUGCUUUCUCCUUGCUGAAAUCUGAGGAGCAGGCAGCGUGAUGCUUGUGCUUUACACUCCUGUUGCCUACUUUUCACUUCAAGAGUGUCCUCUGAUGUAGUAGUUAGACAAAAUCAGUUUUUAAAUUCUACCAGAAUAGCAGCAUUACAUACAGGUUUGGCAAUGCCUAAUGUUUCUUCACUCCUGUGUUCAGAUUGAGACCUUUGAAGUGUCUUAAUAAAAUCUCUGAUCUGAAUUGUCAGACUCAGCUGUGGCCUGCACUUUCUUUUUGUUCUUCAACAUGGGGGUAAUCAGACAGGAGUGACAGUGAGCAGACCUCUUCCUGCGCCUGAGAUAAGCUGCAGGCCUCCCCUUUCAAGUCCUCCAGCCAGGCAGGAAGCUUUUCAGGGUAGGUAGCACCUGCCCACCUCAGCGAUAGCAGCCAGCUUCAGGGUAUAAGGAGGUAAGGUUGCUGUUUAAAAAAUACUAGUGCACCAAUGGAAAUACCACUUUGGUCUUCAGCUUCUUAAAAGUCUGUGAAAAAGAGCAGAUGCUCAGAGGAGAUCGUACUGCCCCAGGUCUUGGCCCAGACCAGUUCAUGUCCAGAAGCAUUUCAGGUUUGUUAACUUUGGAAGAUCCAUGGACUUUUGAAGUCUGAAGGGAAAGGCAAGGAAAGAACAAUGGAUUGCAUAGAGAGCAAUCCAUGUAGUAUAGUGAAUGUUGUUUCUGAAAGUAAUUCUAAUGAUUGUUUUCUGAAAUUGGUCACUGAUUGCAGAAUGGAGGAACCUGUACUGGGUAGUUUUGAUGUAGGUGUCACUAGAGGUGCGUGCUUGGAGAGUGGUGGCUCUGAGAUGCUGUGCUGGAGCUGCUUAUGCUUUCCAUAUGCAGAAUCUCUGUUAGGUACAGAGUAGGCUGACUGAGUGUUUAGCUCUGAGAGUCCUCCUGGCACUACGAGGGCAUGUAGCCAUGGCAGUGCCAGCUAGAUAGAAGCCAAACCCUAGAAUGUAUUCAGACUGUAUGCAGAACAGGCCAGAGAAAUACACCGCUGUGCUCUUCAGUCCUAGUGCUCUUGUGGACUGUGUAAAAUUGCACUAUUUUGAGUGCUGUCUGAUAUUGCACCCAUGAUCCUGAAUGACUUCAACCCUGAAUAUGAGCAAAUGUUUUACUAGGGGGGGCAGCUGUGCUGCAGAGCCAAGCUGGGAUAUCUCUUCUUGUUAGUGAAGAGCUCUUUUAAAGCUGCAUGCUCUGCUCAGAGCAUGGCUCAGUGUGACCGUGCUAGCUGGUGGUGUGCCUCAGUCUAAGUUAAUAGUUGCUCUGAUCUUUCUAGCCUUGUGCUGAAGUUUUGGCGCUUGAGUCUGCAAUGUCAUUAAAAUAGGUGUUUGGGGAAAAAGAUCUUCCCAAGUGAAGUUUGAAAGACAUCAGCUUUACUGUUAAAUCUUUCUAUUCUCAUUUUGGGAGUCUGCAGUAAGUUCUUCCCUGUGUUAUUAAUCCUUCUGGCAGGCAGAGUUAAUUUGUUUGUGUGUUAGUCUUCAAGCUGCUGGAUGAAUUAUAGAUUUAAUUAUGGUCCAGGUGCUCAGAGCUUUGCUGUUUGUCUAAAAGUGAAAUAUAAAGGAAAAGUAAGUCAGAGUAAUUUUUUGGCUUGUUGAAUAAAUGUAAACGUUGGGAAACCAUGUCAGGGUAUAAAUAAAGAGAGGAUUUACUUCACAUAGAAUGUUGUUAUCUGCUCCACUUGGUGGGAGGACUCAUGCUCUGCACUGAACUGGGACACACCUUUUCUGGCUAGAGCUGUACGCAGCAAAAGCUUAACAACUUUUACCUGUGAUUUCCCAUGCUUUUAGACAAAGUUUCUUCUGCAAUUACAGCCAACUACUCAUGGCCAAAGGUUGAACUGAGUUAACAUAGUCAUGACGAGAAAUGCUGCCUGGAUUCCCUGAUAGGUGGAGAUAAGCCACCCACUACUUGUAGUGUUCAUCUCUGUCACUCCCAUCUUUCCAUCUUUGCUUGGCACAGCUUUAUUUGCAGUCCUCAAAUGUUCUCUUACCGCAACACAACUUAUUUAUUUAUGUUUGUUUCUUGUCCUAAAACAGUUUUCCAUCAUACUUUGCUUUAAUCUGUAUGAAAAUGACCUUUGGGGGCGACAUGUAAUUCCAUGAGAGCUCUUUUCAUAACUUGUUGUUCACAGUCAGGGCAGAAUGUAAGAUCCAAGGAAAAGUGUAAUUUCUGCACUUUGCAAACUUCUUUUUUCUGGCAGCUAUAGAACUCCUUUAAAAACCUGAAUUGAUGCAUUCUGCCCAACCAGCAUUGGUCCUUUCGCAUUAGAUCCUUGGAUCCUGGCUGUCCAAAAUGUGUUUUCUUGUGCAAGCUUUAAAUCUUUUUCUUGUGAGGUAGCUAAAUGCCAGAAGAUAAGAGCUUUCUUCCCUGUGAAGGCGGUCUGGGCGGCUGCUUCCUGCUCCGUACCUAAGGGCAGGGCUGCAGCACGCAGCUCCCCAUCCCAGCAGGGCAGCAAGGGCAGGGACACGGCCCUGCAGCUUCUGUGUGUGUGUGUGAAUGUGUGCGUGCAUACAAAUAAACUGUAUAUUUAUACUGUGAGGAGGUGUUUUCUUUUUACUGAGAUUUCAAAGCACAUUUGGUCGAAAGGCAGGUGUAUGAGCUACACUAAUUCAUUCGGGCUCACUUCUCUUCCUCGUUUCGACGAUUUUUAAUUACCGCCUUUCUGCUCUGUGGCCUUGAGUCAGAGAAAGCACACCUCACCUUCCUCACCUUUUCCAGGAAAGCCCUUGAGUGUAUGAGUGCAAGACGAAGAUCGGCUGCUUUCACAAGAUCAAUUUAUCCUUGCAGUUGUCCCCGUAUGCUCCUUUUCAUCUGCAGUGUAGACAAACCCAUACCGUGGUUCCGUUUUUCUUUUUGGUGCAGCAUAACAGGUACCCUCAGGAGUCUGCUGUUCCCCAGACAGAAUUAACGUAUUUGAUGUGUCUCCCGAGGAAGCAGCCAAAAGUACAUGCUCUGACCUCAUCUUUCAGCUUUUUCAUUUCCUUUACUGGCACUUAAUGAAGUUACCAGCACAACCAUUAGAGAUGAUUAUGUAAUUAUUCAGUUUCUUGUUGUACUGUUUAAGCGUGAAGUAUUGAUGCUGAUUCUUCAUUUUGGCCUGGUACAGCUGUGGCAGUUUGCUCUGGUUGUCAGUUAGGAAGUGUACUGGAUGUUGGAGCUGGUAAGGAGCUUGCUUAUGUGGGGGAAAUCUGCUUGUUUUAGAGCACUUUGAUAUUUUGGUUUGGCACAAGGAGAAAUUAGGUUAAAUUUUAGCUAUCACUUCUUAAUGUCUCUGUAUUUUCCUUGCUUUCUGAUGCUCAGUGCGUUUCCAAAAGUUUUGUCAGUGCUAUUGGAUUCAUUUUUUCUGCCUUGCUCUUAACACUGUUAACACAGCUGUGCAGCCCUGUUUGUGAUGCUGCUGUGGUUAGUGGCUCUGUGAGUUGAGCCUUACAGAUGUUAAGUUUUCUUGAUAUGUGGCAGCUUUUGAUUGGGGAAGGUGUGCGUUCUAUGUCUUAAUUUGCGUACGUCUUUAAUGUGGCUAUGUUUAGAAUAAGAUUAGGAAGUAAACUCUUGGUAGGGAUUUUCCUAUUAGAGAGUCUAAAUUUAGCUUCUUUUUUAUGUAAGGAUAAUGUUAGAUUGUAAAAUAUAUUUUGUGGGAGGUUUGUGAAUGAAUGGAGCGCAUGUUGACCAUGUAUAGGCUUUCAAGUCCUUUACUAGGGAAGGAAAUGCAGCUGAUGGCUGUAUGUUGGCGUGAUGCAGUGCUGUCACAGGACACUGUGUAACUGCUGGCUGCUAGCUUAGAACCACAUCUUCAUCUGGUACCUUGUUCACUGUCCUGUCCUUAGGUUAUUCAAUAAAACAUGCAGUGAAACAGUAGAAAAGCUCCUAGACUUUGUCUUCCAAACAGCUGUUGCUGUCUUACACAAGGUUCUUCAUGUCUUAUACAAAACAGUCGUUUUCCUUGACAGCAAACAUGAUUAUGAAGAAUUAUUUUCUCCUCACAUAUUACUAUAUAUUUUUAUUUAAAAACUGAAUUAUAUAGGUCAGUCCUUUUCCCUUGGUUGGAAGCCAAAUGGAGUGUACUGUAAUUCCUGGGGAUAGAAGUGCUACUGCAUGAAAUCCUUCUUGAUGUGUUUUUCUCUAUAUUUCUAACUUUAAGAUCAUGCCACACUCCUCAAAUUCCUCUUGUUUCUAGUACUGACUGUUCUUAGUGGGCUUGACACAUUGCUUUUUGCAUGUGGUUGUGAAUAGCUGCUUAUAGUGGUGCGGUGUGUUAAACGAGGUUGGCUUUGCACCACGGACUUGUGAUCCUAAACAGAGCUUUGCUGUAAGCACACUCUAGAUGCCCUCUGCCUAGUGCUGAGGAACUCUUUCCUUGAAAAUCGUGUGCCUUUUUAAUGUGUCAUGGCUCAAUUAUCACAUUGGGUUUUGGCUGCCAAAAUAGCCGUAUAUAUUGUCUAGCGAGUGACAGCCUGGGCCUUUCUCUCUCCCUGGCUGUUUGCCAGCUGUUUAAUUGAAGCCCUGUGUUUGCUGUGUGUCACAUCUUAUGGUGGUCUAUUAUACCCAGCUAAAACAAUAUUUUGAAAAUAUUUCAAAUGUAAACUAAUUCUGUGAGAGCUUACAUCCUGUUAUUUACAUGAUCUGCUGAGGACGCCAUGUAGGUCAUUUUCUUUCCCUACAAAUAUGAACAUUUGUACCUCAGAUCAUCUCUUGAAUUUCUAGGGCAGAGAGAAGGCAAGAUGGGGAUGCAGAAAUGCUAUCCUGUCCCCAUGAGAGAAGUAAUUAAUGAUGUACACUCUCCACGUAAUUUUUCAUUUGUAGUUUCAGAGACGUUUUUAAAGCCAAAUAUUCUCUUUCUUCUGCCCUUUGGAAAAGAGCAUAGACAUAUAGCGGAGAUCCCAGUGGAGUAGCAAAGCCUGUGGGUUGUGUUUCUCAUCCAACAGAUAUACUCUGGGUAGAAACAGUUCUGGGCUUUGAGUGAGUGCUGCCAGAGGCAGGGAAGGAUCAGCUGCUGUGACAGCACGUUGGGUUCAGCAGCCGCCAGCUUCCAGUCAGCAAGGACUCACAGCUCGCAUUGCUCAUGGCAGAGCUGGACUCCAGAGCUGUGUUGCAGCCCCACACAGCUGGGGGUAGAGCACAUGACACCACUGUGUUGGGGGUGAAGCUCUACACUGUGCCUGAGUGGGGGAUCCUUGCACUAAGCAUGAAUCCAAGAGAGCUUUCCCUGCUCAUCUUUGCAGAACUAUUAAUCUCUUGCUCAGUUGCUCUCAAAAGAGCAUCUUGGGGAAUUAUGGCUCCUGGGUGAGAUUCCUUUGCCUUAGCCUCGGAAGUCAUGAAUGUACAUUAGCUGACAUUCUUGACUACGUAGAUAUUUUUGGCAGAAACUUUUCCGCUGCUUUAAGAAGAAAUCAGGAUUUAUUCUACUGCUUGUUCAGUAAGAAGACAGUCUGUUUAACAAGAAAGAAAUGAUAGAAGUCUAAGGAAACAGCUUUACAAUUUUAGGUCAGAGGAGAACAGAGCAGAAGAGAGCUUAAGGAAGAUUCCAUUUUUGUGCAGAACUCCAGAUUUAUAAUUAAGUAGUAAGUGUUGGCAUUUUAAAAAUGGAGAGGAAAGGACAGCCUGUGGGCAGAAGUAGAACGACAACAUUUUUUUCUUCUUAAUCAGAGGGGAAAACAUCCCAUCUGGAUAAAGCCAUCUAGCAUUUUGGAAGAGGUCUGAUAUUGAAGUGUGUGUUUAUAAAGGGAAGUAAUGUUGUUGGAGUUGACGACAUUAAGGCUGUUAUGUGGACGGAGUGGUAUUGUGUGUGUGCAUAAUAUAUUUGAGUGUGUGCCUGCAUGGUUUUUUUCUGGCAAAUGUAUCCCCACCUUUGUCUGUCCUCUUCAGGUAGGGGAAUGGCGUUAGAAGACACCUGGAAGAGCGCUGUGGUAUAUAUGGGGCAGUGCGGGUGUGAGUGAUGGUGGCACUUCUGCUGCGCUGUGUUGAGUGUGUUUUAUGUGUGAGUUUCUUGCAUGUUUUAAAUCACAGUACUUGUUUGGGAGUCUAGAGGCAUCAUCAACUGACUUUUAUAAUGUACAGAUCAAGUUGGUGCUGAGAGGUAGCUUGGCAGAAGUUCUUACUGUGUAUGUGCCACCAGAUUUGGUGAGGCACGCAUGUGUGUGUGUGCUGCCAAAGCAGAGAAUUUGGGCAGCCUCCUCACGUGUAGAUUGAAAGGAUUUGUUAAGAAGUUGUAUUCUCAGUCUCUGACUUUUCACAUCUUGUCCCUCCCUCUCCCUUCUCCACAGUUGCAAGGUGGAAAUAACCAGGGCUGAGCGCUGGCUCUUUGGGUGGAAUACAGGCUGUGACUUGGUAGCUGCUUUGAAGAAAUGAGACUUCCUCUCCAGGCCCAAUGUUCAGGGCUAAAGCAGGCCAUGAAAGGGACGCUUCCCUUUCUGUCAAAUUGGCUUUUGUUUCUUAGAUCCAUUAUGCUGGAAUGCAGCCUUGAAACACCAAUUUUCUUGUAAGGAGGAAGCAGAGCCAAUUGAUUUAAACUUCAAGUUGCAUCUGCCGGCGAUUUCCAGCAGCAGCUAAUUGCAGCCAGCAGCUCUCAGCAGCAGGUGACCGAGCUGUUCCUCCUCACAAAGAAAGCACGGAGCUUAAACCUGUGCAGGGAUUAUUUUCCUUUUCCCCUCGAGACUGUAAAGCAGAGGUUAAAUUCUUCAAGUGGGCAUUGACACGUGCCGAGAGAGAUCUUCCAAAAUUAGGUGAAUCAUUUUAUUGUGCAAACAGUAUCCGUAGCUGUUUCCUUGAACUGAAAGGUAACUUGCAGGGCCUUGCUGUGUCGUCAAUUGUUUCAAACCUUCUGUGAUGUACGUUUAAGUUCUGAUGUGAGUACCCAGCUCUUUCCUCAUGCUGGAAGUCCCACAAGUAGGGGGAUUUACCCAGGGUAAAUAAAAUGCUGCAGGUCUUUCUGCUGAAUUGAAACAGCAGAUUUGAAAAUGCUUGCGGGUACUGAAAAUGUUACACUUCCUUGAAAUUGUAGCUUCGCUGCCGUGAAUUUCCUUCUGCAACAAUGAAUCUUUCAAAUAAAGGACAGGGCACGGUUUUUUCCAAUUCCCAUCGCUAGAUGGCGGUGCUUAGUAGCCUAACUGUCGGAUGUUGCUGUGAAGAUAGCCAACGUUAAUGUACGUCGACAGAGCAAUUCCAAAAUAUUUAAAUCUUUCCGUGCGCUUGUCUUUGCUUUCCUCCUUUCUAAAUCCCAUUUGUAAUUGCUCAGGAGAGACUGCCUCACGUGAGUGUUAUUUCUGCACAUAGAGCUCCUGGUCUGCUGCAGCUCCCGCUGUGUCUCUGCUCCCUCCCUUGCCUCACUCGGACCCUUGUUGAGGUCCCUGGCAGAGGGACCAGGGCUCGACAGGAUCCCGUGCCACACAGUCACACAUGCUUCUCUACGCACGACUAACCUCUUCAGUGUGUGCGCUGACAUGCUAACAGAAGGGCCGCAGGGAUGGGGUUAGCUCAGGCAACAAGCCAUGCCAGUGCUGCUUCCUGCAAAGCUCCAUGGAAGAUGUUUUUCUUGAGUAUGAGAUCUGCUGUUAUUACGAGCAAUGUGAAAUCAAUGAAAGAAUUUUGUUUGCUUGUUUUUCUUUUUUUUUCUGUUGAUCGUCACCGGCUGUUAUUAUUCCAGCUGGUUUCCUGAGCUGUGUCAGUGGUCAGUCGUGCUUCCCGGCUGCAGUGCUGGCGUGGCAGCACUGUGCCAUGCAUGGGCAUGGCUCAGCCUCGGCUGGCUCUCAUGUGGCUUUUUCCCAGGCAAGGCAAGAGGAAGCUUGGCUGUAAUGCCAGCUGCCUGUUUAGCACAGAGAUAUCAAGUACAUACGCUUGUUCAGGGAAGACAGCAAGGGGAAAGGAUAAACCCAAGCAGCUUUUGUGCAGUGCUUUCUAUGCAACUUCGUCAUCUGCCUCUUCUAAAAUUGCCGGCCCUAAAGGAGAUAACAUUUAUGAAUGGAGAUCAACUAUACUUGGACCUCCGGGUUCUGUAUAUGAGGGAGGCGUUUUUUUCCUGGAUAUCACAUUUUCAUCUGACUAUCCAUUCAAGCCACCAAAGGUUACUUUCCGCACCAGAAUUUAUCACUGCAACAUCAACAGUCAGGGAGUCAUCUGUCUGGAUAUCCUGAAGGACAACUGGAGCCCUGCUUUGACUAUUUCAAAGGUCCUGCUGUCUAUUUGUUCUCUUUUGACAGACUGCAACCCGGCUGAUCCUCUGGUUGGAAGCAUAGCCACUCAGUAUCUGACCAACAGAGCAGAACAUGACAGGAUAGCCAGACAGUGGACCAAGAGAUAUGCAACAUAAACAACAAACUACUUGUGCAGUGUGAAGGUGCAGAAGGCAACUUUACAGUGUGCAACAAAUCUUUAUAGCCUUUACAAUACGGACUUCUGUGUAUAUGUUAUACUGAUUCUACUCUGCUUUUAUCCUUUUGAAGACUGGGAUACUGCCUCCCAAAAAGGUAAAUGCUAUCAAGAGUAGAAAUUUGUAGCUGUAGAUUAGUUAUGUUUAAAAUGCCUACUUGCAAGUCUUGCUUCUUUGGGAUAUCAAAAUGUAUUUUGUGAUGUACUAAGGAUACUGUUCCUGAAGUCAACCAAAUAUUAUAGUGCAUUUUAGCCUAAUUCAUUAUCUGUAUGAAGUUAUUAAAGGUAGCUGUAGAUUACUAGGAAUUAUGUCAUUUGUAUUAAACCCAGAUCUAUUUCCAAUAUGUGGUACAUGCUGUUGUGGAAACUGUUUUAACUUUUACCUUUGUCAGUUUGUAAUGAAAGGAUUUCCUUUUUCCCUUUGUAGCUCAGAGAGCACCCAGUGUAUCAUCUCAAACACAAUAAACAUGUUCCCCAAGGAGUAGUUUCUUUGUUUUCCUAUUUUAAAUUAAUAUUUGAAAAAAUUUAAUUAUAGUAACAAGGCAGGGCUAAUGUAUCACAGAUCCCUGUGGAUAAUCUUUAAAUUAAUAUACAUAAGCAAAGGCUUGCUAUUAAAUGUUUAAUGCACACCUGUGGAUUGUGUAAGUUUUCCCUGGGUUUUUUGGUUUGAUUUGGUUUUAUUUUUACAGAACAAAUGCCAUUCCCAUAUUUUCCUUAACUGCUCAGCUCUUUUUCAAGUUGCAAUGAGAGCACCGCAUAUGCUUCCUCCAAAAGCUAAUGUAGCUGGUUGCUUCAGGGCCAGACCUGUUCUUGUAAUAGAUGGCCCGGUCUUGCUACAAACUCCUUUUUGCAGGACCAGAGCCCAGUUACAGAUAGUCUGGUGCUUUUGUGUCAGAGUAAAGCAAGUCAGGCUUGCUAAUCUGGAGAACCACAGUUGUCCACUGAAAAUGGUCUUCCAAAGCACGGUUAAACACUAGUCUGUCCAGAAGAGAAAGGAGUAGAAUAAACUUCAUCAGAUUUUUAUGACAGAAAAAAACCAGUUGUGGGGGAAAUUAACCUUUGUUACUGAAAAUGCAAGAUGUAAAACUUUUAGACUACUUUUCCCCCUCACCUCUUCACUUUCUGGCGUGGAAAUUUUUGUAACAUCUGUAAGUAAUGAAGAUGCAGCUUUAUAGCACAUACAGUGGAAUCACCAAUAGUUUUAUAAUUCAGCUUUUGUAGGUUGCCAGUCACACCAUCGAUUAUACAAAAAGAGAUUUGAUCCCUUUAAAUGAUUUUUAAAAUUACACCUGAUUUUCAAGUUUACUGUCCCCUUUACUACCUGGUGUUUUUGGAGAUAAUGUAGCACUUCCAUCAGUAGGAUGCUCUGCUCACUUAAUAUAUGAAAAAUGAAUGUUAAGUUUAAAUAAUAAAGCAAUAGAAAAAAUGUUAAAGAUUAAAUCUAAAGUUAGCCAUCACUAUAUAGAUCCCUGUUUUUUGUAUCACAACCUUUGAUCAUGAAUUGUCCACCCUACUUUAAAUAUUUCUACAGAUUCCUGAAGGUGGCUUGAAGAACUGCGUAUCCCAAAUAUCUCAACCUAGAAGCCAGUCUCUCUUGGUAGCUACAAGAUAGCUUUAGACUUCAGGUUAUAAAGUGCAAAAGGGAAUGAGAAACAGGGGAUCUGGCAGGUGAAUAUGCCUAAGUCGGGUAACAGACUAAUGCCAGGAAAUGAAGUGCUGGAAAUCACUGCUGAUGGUGACCAGAGUUUCUCAUUGUGUCGUUGAACAUGUGAGAAAUAGCACAGAUUGGCAAAGCAACAAGGGGCUAUCGCAUCCGGGCUGGACAUCUACGGUCUGCUCACUGCUGUCCAGUAGUGCACUGCUGUGCUGCGCAGUGCUCGUACACCACUCCGGUGACUUUCCAGUGAAGAGCAAACUAUGUAUUUCAUGUGUUAAUUAUGUUGCCUACAGAAUUUACAGAUAUUUAUAUCAUGAAAUAAUAUGGUAUAAAGAAAGACAGGUUUUAAUUCUAAUUUUAAUGUAUUUUGUUUUUGUAUUGUACUGACAACUUCAUCUACUGAGGUGUACAAAUGUGAUGCCUCGUCAGUGUUGCCCCAUCUUGCCUUCCUUGCAAUUGGAUCCUUUACACUGAAUUCUCAUCCUUUUUCUUCUCUUUUUUUUCCUUUCUUUCUUUCUUUUUUUUUUUUUUUGUUGUUGUUGGUUUGUCAUCAUUCUGUUCUUUUUUAAUGUAGUUUUUUUUGCGUGUAAAUUUUAUAUUUACUGAAGUAAAGGUUGUUUUUGUGUAAACAUUUAAACUUUAAGAAAGAAAAAAGAAAAGCUAAUUUUGUUUCUCAAGUUCUCUCUGCUAAAACAUGCAGUAGAAAGAAAUUUGUAUUGUUAAAUAAAUCAAUUAGUUGUUAAAUGCGAA